Solea senegalensis (Senegalese sole) is the source of this 3089-nucleotide messenger RNA. It is a transcript of the gene mcm10, whose product is annotated as minichromosome maintenance 10 replication initiation factor. Gene Ontology annotation, cellular component: replication fork protection complex; nucleus. Lineage: Eukaryota; Metazoa; Chordata; Actinopteri; Pleuronectiformes; Soleidae. Gene Ontology annotation, molecular function: single-stranded DNA binding; DNA replication origin binding. Gene Ontology annotation, biological process: DNA replication initiation; DNA replication. The record is from RefSeq and is a predicted model, not a curated record. Bases 270 to 2963 code for a protein of 897 amino acids. The transcript has 18 exons.
CUCUGACUGUCUGUAAAUGGAAGGACACGGACUAAAUGAGACAUUUUCAUAUGAACGCAACUUUAUGAGUUGUAUAUAACUACGUGUAAUAUACAAACCAGGAAAUACGGACCACAGUAACAGUUUGGGAGUGAUCAUAAAGUCCGUCAACGUUGCAUUUGAGCUGGAAGCGUACACGAAGCUGUUCCAGUAGAGUCGGAGGCAGCUGACCCUGUCUUUUCUGCAUCACCUGAUCACCUGACAUCAGCCCCAUUGUUAAUAUCCUUAAAAUGGACAGUGAGGAUGAUCUUGACAUUUUGACGGCUUUGCUGACUGAAAGCGAGGAUGUUGGCAGAGAAGAUCAGGGCGGUCAGGAGCCAGCAGAUGACUUGGACGGCCUGUUUGAUGAUGAAAAUGAUGAGGAGGAGUACGAAGAUGGGGUCAAGGAGGAAGUGCGAGAUGCAGGGACUGAGGACGCAGUGUCAGAUCUUUAUGGAGAUGUUGGAGACAUGGAAGAAGAGCAGACAGAAACUGAAGAAAAAGUGGAGGCCAGGUCUAAUGAUGAUUUACAAGAGGAGCUGAGGAAGAUGCAGCAGCAGAUGCAGAGACUGCAGCAGCAGCUGGAGGCAACUCAGAAGGUUUCCACUCCAUCAUCCACCCCAUCCACUCCAGUCAGGACUGCAGGGAGCUCAGCUGUUGCCAGACACAUGAGCCCCAAAGCAACACCUCAAACAAAGCUGACCUCCAAAGUGACUAUGGUCAAACCAGGGGCGCCCUCACCAAAGACCAAGAUACAAACAUCGCCAGCAUCUUCAUCUACUCCUGCCAGAUCAGGAAACACAAAAGUGCAGGAGUCCACUGACUUCUUUGAGCAGCUGAACAAUGCCGACUCUUUCAAACGCAAACCAAGGGUAGCUCAUCAAGCCAAACCCAGCACAUCACCAGAAGACAGAGGCCCACUAGUGGAGAUAAAGCUUGGCAGCACAUUCCAGCCAGUAGAGAAAGUUUCACCUCCAGCCUCACUCACCAAACCUGCACCAGCUGCACCGUCCAAGCCACCUUCUCUCCCUGCUCUUCCUAAAGACGUGGGUGUUGAGAGAUACUCGGGACUGCGGCUCAGAAAACCUCGUGUUUCUUCCACCGAGAUGGACCAAAAAAUGUCGAGCCGCCGUUUGAUCAGGCUGUCGCAGGUGCCGGAGCGUUUGACUCGGGAGAAUCUGGAGGACAGUGACUGGGUGACGUUUGCGGUGGUGCUCAGUAAGGCCACACCACAAAGCAGCACCAGUGGCAAAACCUUCAGCAUCUGGAAGCUGAACGACCUCCAUAACCUUGAAGUUGUUGUGUCUCUGUUGCUUUUUGGCGACGUCCACAAAGAGCACUGGAAGACCGAGGUGGGCACCGUUAUUGGAAUCCUCAACCCGAACCUUAUGAAGCCGAAAGACGGUUAUGACGGGGUCAGCUUGACGGUGGAUCAUCCACAGAAGGUGCUGCUCAUGGGUGAAUCUCAGGACUUCAGCACCUGCAAAGCCAUGAAGAAGAACGGAGACCCCUGUUCUCAGAUCGUCAACAUGUACGACUGUCAGUACUGUCAGUAUCACGUCAAGGCUCAGUAUAAGAAGAUGAGCUCAAAGAGAGCUGAGCUGCAGUCGUCGUACUCUGGAAAAGCUCCCAACAAGAUGAAGGGGAAGAACGGCAGCCUGAAAGAGCGGCUGUGUCAGGACGGCUUCCACUAUGGCGGCGUUUCCUCAGCCGCCUGCGCUGCAUCACUAACGGCGUCCAAGCCAAAGAAGUCCACUCAGGGAACUCUGGACAAGCUGUUUGUGAAAGGCUCGGCUCAGAUCCUGGAUCAGGCCAAGAGACUUGCCUUGCAGUCUGGUGAGGUUUCAGGAUGUUCAAACGAAUUCAAAAGCCUGAUGUCGGUGCCGACGCCUGGAGCUCUGCAGCUGAAGAAGCACUUAGUAAAGGGCAACCAAUCAGUCUCUAAAGAUGUGACUGGAUCUCCAGUUCAGUCCAUCACAGCCUCAGACCUGCUGAAGCACCAGAAACAGAAACAGCGGGAGUUUCUGAACAACCGUCGAAGAAGAGCAGAUGAGAUCCAGAAAAAGGUUCUGCAGAACUCGGGAGGGCCCAAACUUGCCGGGUCGUUGUCUUCGAUGGGAAAAGAGGGUCUUAUGUCCCCAAAAACAGCUUCUCAGGUCCCCAAAUCCACACAAAGCCCUGCAGCGCCGCACACGCCCACACUGGCCCGAGGUUUCUCUGAGGGUGAAGACAUUCUGUUUUUUGAGAGAAGCCCACCUUCUGCUCCUGCUCCCAGGGCUCUCAGCUUAUCAACGGCUAAACUAGCUGCUCUGAAGAAACUGCGAGGUAAAAACAUGAAGCUUGAAAAAGAAGACCCCAACGCUGUGAAGAGGAAGAGGAGUAACGACGAUGAAAUCAGCACCCGGGUGGAGAAAAAUCUCACCUCACCCACUGGUGAAUCGUCAAAAAAGGAGGAGCCAGCCCAGAAGAAGAAGCGAGAUGAGCUCCGCUACAUGGAGUCAGAGGAGUUCCAGAAGAUCCUCAAUGCUAAAUCUCGUCAUGGGAUUGUACUGCAGGCGGCGGAGUACCAGCUUCAGGAGCGCUACUUUGAUCCUCUGGUGAAGAAAGAGCAGAUGGAGGAGAAGAUGAGAGGAGUCAGAGAGAUGAAGUGUCGUGCGGUCACGUGUACAAAGUGUAGUUACACCUAUUUUAAGCCGGCCGAUCGUUGUGUGGAGGAGAAUCAUAAUCUGCGGUGGCACGAUGCACUGAAGCGCUUCUUCAAGUGUCCGUGUGGACAGAGAGCCAUUGCUCUGGACAGACUGCCAAACCAAAACUGCAGUAACUGUGGUCUGUUUAAAUGGGAGCGUGACGGGAUGCUUAAGGAGAAAACAGGACCAAAGAUCGGUGGAGAGCUUCUUCAGCCUCGAGGAGAGGAGCACGCCAAGUUCCUCAGCAGCAUGAAGUGACUGAAACAGCAUGUACUUAACUUUAAAUGUUUUAGGUGUCUUACAAGUGUAUAAAUUAGGUUUUUAAAAUGAUGGAUUAUGGUGAUUACAUUGGAAAUAAGCUUAUUAAAGUAAUAAUUUGCAACA